Molecule: messenger RNA, 1477 nt
Organism: Aegilops tauschii subsp. strangulata
Lineage: Eukaryota; Viridiplantae; Streptophyta; Magnoliopsida; Poales; Poaceae
Product: putative germin-like protein 2-1
Molecular function (GO): manganese ion binding
Source: RefSeq, a predicted model, not a curated record
UCUUCCAUCGUCCCUUUCCCUAUAUAUACCGGUCUCCUCCAAUCCUCAGAAGCAUCACAAGAACUAGUUUGCAUAGCUCUUUGUCUACUUGACCAAAGCGCACUUGAUCUAGUGAGAAUUAACUUUGGCAUCCAAAUGGCCACAAAGUUCUUCCUCCUUGCCUUUUUGGCUCUGUGGGCUUCUCGUGCUCUUGCCUCCGAUCCAAGCCAGCUUCAGGAUUUCUGCGUCGCUGACAGGACAUCCCAAGUUUUCGUCAACGGAUUUGCAUGCAAAGACCCAAAGACUGUUGUGGUAGAAGACUUCCUCUUCUCUGGCCUUCACAUGGCUGGGAACAUGAGCAACAAGCAGGGCUCCGCUGUGUCCGCAGUCAAUGUUGCGCAUAUUCCUGGCUUGAACACUUUGGGCAUCUCCCUUGCUCGUGUCGAUUAUGCACCCUAUGGUCAAAACCCACCCCACAUCCACCCCCGCGCAUCCGAGAUCUUGACAGUGCUGGAAGGCUCACUCUAUGUUGGAUUCGUGACCUCAAACCCCGAGAACAAGUUGUUCUCGAAAGUUCUGAACAAAGGAGACGUGUUUGUGUUUCCGCAAGGGUUGAUUCACUUUCAGUUCAACACUGGAGACAAAGAAGCGAUAGCCAUCGCGGCACUCAGCAGCAAGAACCCUGGAGUGAUCACCAUAGCCAAUGCGGUGUUUGGAUCAGUGCCAUCCAUCUCAGAUGACAUCCUUGCCAAAGCCUUCCAGGUGGACAAGAAAGCUGUAGACCAUGUCCAAGCUCAAUUCUAGACAUUUAUAUUUGGUGAUGUUCUUACUUGAUUAAUUUUUUUUUUCAUUGAAGAUUAUGUCCGGGUGUUCCUUUAUACUAUAAUUCAAUGGAAGAAAAAUAAUCAAUUAUUGGCACAAAGAAGUAACUCGAUCAUUAUUAUUUUCUUAAUCAUCUUCGUUAGUAAAAUAUCAAAUGGGUCGUGGCUUGACCCAACUACAACCUAGCCAGUUUCAUCAUAGUUGCGCGUGUCUUUGUUUUAUUCAAUAACUUUGUAUGCACAAAACAAAUGAUCAUGGGUUUGGUCUGUUGUACGUAACAAAGUCAAUCAAUUUGAUCACAAGGGAUGAGAGGUGUGCAUCACAUUGAUGCAGAGGCGAGGGGUUUAACCUCCUUUUCAAGAAAAAAAAAGAGGGCAUGCUAAAGGAAAUGGAGGAAUUCCUUCAAUGUAUGAGACACACAAUCAACAAGAGUAAUGAUAUUGUAUUAAUGUAACUCUUCUUAUAUAUGGCACCAAUAUGCGAGUUAUUCACUUUCUGUAGACAAAGGAAGAGGCUAACAGAGGGAAGAUACAAUGUUGUUUUUGCAUACAUGGUUCGACAAUGGAUAGUUGUACUACCCAUAUGCAUGUAGUGCAUAUAUGUCAUAUUGGGGUUUUACAAGCCCAGCUAUAACCGUGCCCUGGAGCCCACACCGAGCCACACAAACUUAGUUGGA